This is a messenger RNA of Parastagonospora nodorum SN15, 273 nucleotides long. RefSeq lists its product as hypothetical. NCBI's taxonomy places the organism in Eukaryota, Fungi, Ascomycota, Dothideomycetes, Pleosporales, Phaeosphaeriaceae. The transcript is spliced from 2 exons. The coding region runs from base 1 to 273 and encodes 90 amino acids. The record is from RefSeq and is a predicted model, not a curated record.
AUGGCCUGCCUUCCGUUGUCCGCCUGUGACGAUCCGCAGCCAGCCCAUACUUUACCAGAUGUUCAGCCGGGUGGCAUGAAUUAUGCUGUAAUUAUCUGGUCUUCGGAAUUCCGAAACACAUCGAUCCUGAAACUGGCUGAUCAGUUUGGUACCAAACAUCAAUCGGCUACCCCAGAAACAAUCGCUUGCCAUGAAAGGAGGCAGGUCAGCGGACCUAGAAAGGCGAUUGGCGCCGACGCCAGCGCAGAGGACUGUGUUGUGUGCGAUGUAUGA